AGUAUUCCUACACUGAUAAAUCGAUUUCCCGGGGAAGUCUUGAUGCAAAACCAAAACGGUUUAUCAGCCAGUAAAAUUGCCUAUAAAAUCGCGGAGUUGUCCUGCAGUCUUCAUCAGAAGAUGAACGUCUGCUCUAUCGUCAGCAUGUUGUUCUUCGUAGUUCUCGGCGGUCUCCUCCUCACCCAAAGCGUCUGGUCCGAGGACGUUCCGGAGUCCUGUAUCGCCGCCAGCUGCACCACCUUCCAGCAGAUCAACACCCUGUACUGUCACGCCAAUCCGGCCCGAUUUUGCCAGUGUCGUCCCGCCGUAGGUGGCGGCUGGACGCUCCAGGUGAUGCCCUGCCCGGAACCGGAAACCAUGUUCAGCUUCCGCCAUCAGGUGUGCGUCCAUCCGUCGAUGUGGGACGACGCCGAGUGUGGCCCGUCCGGACCCGGUGGAGACGAAGAUGAAACCGACUUGGAAAAUGUGAUUCUUGGUUGUGAGGCGGCACCUUGCGGAACGUACGAGGAGAUCAACACCCUUACGUGCCAUCCGGACGCGAAACGGUUCUGCCAGUGUAGGCCGGUGUCGACGCAGGAGGAAUAUCCGAAUAGAGGGCUGUUUCAGGCGAUAUCCAUGCCUUGCGCCCAGGGAACUUCGUUCAGUUUUGGACUGCAGACGUGUGCCCAUGAUGCGCUGUGGAUCAAUACGUGUCCUUGAAUGUACCACAUGUUUUUAUCAAGUUUUUUUUUGUAUCAGUUAUUGAAUAAACUUCUCACAGAAUUUGUA
Messenger RNA from Aedes albopictus (Asian tiger mosquito), 768 nucleotides. RefSeq lists its product as uncharacterized. Lineage: Eukaryota; Metazoa; Arthropoda; Insecta; Diptera; Culicidae. The record is from RefSeq and is a predicted model, not a curated record. The coding region runs from base 43 to 699 and encodes 218 amino acids. The transcript has 2 exons.